Branchiostoma belcheri (Belcher's lancelet) is the source of this 1556-nucleotide messenger RNA. RefSeq names its product glutamate-1-semialdehyde 2,1-aminomutase-like. Gene Ontology annotation, molecular function: transaminase activity; pyridoxal phosphate binding. The record is from RefSeq and is a predicted model, not a curated record. Lineage: Eukaryota; Metazoa; Chordata; Leptocardii; Amphioxiformes; Branchiostomatidae. The transcript is spliced from 10 exons. The coding region runs from base 163 to 1503 and encodes 446 amino acids.
UCAUACAGGUGGCAGCGGAAAGUUUUUGUUUCACAGGUGCAAGUUUUGAGAAGUUCGGCCUUCCGUAACGCUUAAACAGUCAAUUGUACUGCACAUUUUCUAAGUUGUUUGUCUUAAAUAGUCGUUUUAUAAGGAGUCUGAGGAUUAGAGAACAACAGAACGAUGGAUCCAGAGGCCGACGGUAUCCCGCUAGGUCAGGCGGCUCAAAGGUCUCUUGCCGUGUUUCCAGCCGGAUCCAACGGAGAAUUCAACCUGCCAAAAGAGCUGACCACAGUCCUGUCCAGAGGAAAAGACUGUUAUGUGUGGGAUGUGGACGGCAAGCGAUAUCUUGACUUCUCAAUGGGAUGGGGGACGAACCUUGUGGGGCACGCCCGGGAAGAAGUGGUCGCCGCCGUAACGGAGCAGGCCGCAAACGGCUCCAACUUCGCUUACGUCAACGAGAAAUCUCUCCAGCUAGCUGAGGAGAUCAAACGGCUGAGUCCUGCAGUGGACUAUCUCAGAUUUUGUUCGUCCGGAACUGAAGCCACUAUGUACUGUGAGAGACUCGCUAGGGCAUUCACUGGCAGGAGUAAAGUUCUCAAGUUCGAAGGAGCAUACCAUGGUGCAAACGAAACAGGGGUGACCAGUCUGUUUCCCAAGGGGCUGCUGGACUACCCAAACCCGGACCCCUCCAGCGCGGGAAUAGAACAUUCCGUGAAGGACCACGUCCUUGUGGCACCGUACAACGACCUCAGCAUGACGACAGAGAUUGUGGAACAGCACAAGGACGACUUAGCCGCCGUGAUAGUUGAGCCUUUGCACCGAUGUACCCCUCCUAUGGACGGGUUUUUGCAGGGCUUACGCGAUCUUACUAAGAAACACGGGGUUCUGUUGAUUUUCGACGAGGUGGUGACAGGCUUUCGACUGGCGUAUGGCGGCGCUCAGGAAUACUAUGGCGUGAUCCCGGACCUGGUUGCCUACGGUAAGGCUCUAGGUGGAGGCUAUCCCAUCGGUGUGUUUGGGGGUCGCGCAGAUAUUAUGAGUAUUGUGAACGAGGACCUACUGGGAAAAGACAGGCGUUACGUGUGGACGGCGUCUUCCCUGGGCUGUAACACCAUCAGCGCGUCGGCCGCCCUGGCAGCGCUACAGAUCUACCGCAGGACGGGCACGUACAAGCAACUGCAUGAUAUUGGCAGGUACGUGAGGAGCAAGAUGAAGGAAUGUUUGGAUAAAAAUGACAUCCCCGGUCAUGUGAUCGGAGACGGGCCUCUGGCACAGGUUCUGUUUACGGAAAAGCUGGUGUACAACUACCGCGAGCAAAAACUUCAGGAGAACGCCGCUAGGCGGCGGGCCAUGAUGGUGGGACUCUUCAAACGCAGCGUCUUCCUCGAGCUCAACCCCAUGGGAACCAAACUGUACCUGUCGCUCAAACACACGGAGGACGUGUGCGACCAGUUCGUGGAAAUCUUCGAUCAGACUCUGCAAGAAAUCAAGGAGAAUGAGAAAAGCGCAACAACAAACUAGAAGUGCCAAGAACUCGAACGUUCCGAAGCCAAAGAAUGCAAAAUGAUUUUACA